Molecule: messenger RNA, 2275 nt
Organism: Lolium perenne
Lineage: Eukaryota; Viridiplantae; Streptophyta; Magnoliopsida; Poales; Poaceae
Biological process (GO): protein desumoylation; proteolysis
Cellular component (GO): nucleus
Molecular function (GO): deSUMOylase activity
Source: RefSeq, a predicted model, not a curated record
GUCGUCCGAUGGACUUCCAUCGUCGGGCUGAUAUUGCGCCACGUCACCCACGCGCGGACAGGGCGUUACUCCUAUCCCGCAUUUGCUGCAUCCCACCCACCACCUGGUCGAGACGGCGUGGGGGCUCGUGGGUUUCGUGGUGGAGAGGUUGGCGACGGCGGAGCGAAUCCGCGCGCCGCCGACGGUUCCUGCCACCGGAGAAGACGACGCGCUCCUCCGCUUCCUCCGGUGUUCUUCAAGGGAAUCUUCGCCGGCAUUCGAUUCGAGUCGUUCCGAGGAAUUUCUGCCUGUGCAAUCAUGGCUGAAGAUGGGAUUGGUCAUUGGGUUUCCAAGGAUCGUUUUGCUGCAAAGCGUCUGCAUGCUCUUGCUGCAGAGCUCGAUGAUCCGAAGAGACGUAUUAUUGAAGAGCAGAGUGCAUUUAGAGCAUUGUUGAAUGUAUCUCCAUUCAACAUUCCUAAUGCUCUAAUAGACUUUGUUGCCUCUCAUACUAGCCCUGGUUUGCGGGAGUUCAAGUUCCACAAGAAGAGGAUAGUUUUCACAAAAGAUAUGGUGAGGAAAGUUUUUGGAAUUCGAUGCGGCGACAGACUUGUUGUUCAGAAGAAAGGUGAGCAUCCUCAGCUGCGGCAGAUAUACAUAGAAGAAGGACAAUCAAGGCCUUUCAUCCAGCAUGCCGUUAAAUUGCUCAAGGCUUGUGAUGUUACGGAUGACCUCACCAUUAUCAGAACAUGGGAUCUUAUAUGUUUGGCUACGGUUAUUGCCCCUGGUAGCGCAAAUCUGAUUAGCCUUGACUAUUUGGACUGUAUGUUGGACCCUCGGAGGACUCACGAGUUUGCAUGGGAUGAACACUUGCUUGAGUUAGCAAUGCAGGAGGUUACAAAAAUCAAUAGCAAGACAGCAGAGGUAGUGGUACCAGGAAAUGCUAAGAAAAAUGAGUUUUGGAUCACUGGACCGUUCGCCCUUCUAGCUGUUGUCUACAUGGAUCACCUUGAUUUUCCACCAAAUCAACAUGUCAUUAACUACUCAAUUCCUAGAGUAUGUUUUGUGACCAGUAGUGAUUUCAAGUUUGUUGUCCAAAAUGAUGCUGAUAGGAAGAUCCUGAAUAAUAAGACUGUUUUUGGAAGGCGUCCGUUUCUUGAACUGUCAAACACUCCUUAUGGAGUUGCUGCUUUUUCCAACCGUGAUCAUGUUGAGGAGCCUGUUGAGCAGCCUGUUGAAGAAUCUGAAGUGAACCCAUCUGCCUCGCUCAAUGAAUGGCUUGUGUUUCCUACUAGUCAGGAUCUUGAGGUUCCAGCUGCUUACAAGCAUCUGUAUGAGAAACACAGGUCUAUUUAUGGUCGUGAUCUUGACACCACUCUCAAGAAUUUUGGUGUUGGUUUGAAGCAAAUGCAUUCGCAGCGCAUGGCAGCUUUGCUUAUUGACAUAGAUGCAGCAAAGAAAGAAAGUGAUGGUCCUAGUGUGCAUUUCCCAAACAGAGGUGGAGUUGAAGAUGAAAAUAUGGACGGUGCUGACAGACAUGAUGAUGAAGGUACUUCCAAUCAUGAUGAUGAAGAAAUCCCGGCAGCUGAUUCUGAAGAAACAGACAACGACGAGUUUGUUGUCGAAGCAAGGGCUGCUGUCAUGGACUCACGCACACUCGUCGUGGAUAUGCCGCAAUCUGCUGUUCUGUUGGAUUCUUCUACUGGUGGAGAUGUUGCUGGUGAACAGGUUUCUGUUGACAGCCCUGUGAUGUCACCUACAAACCCACCAUUUGCUCGUAUACCGGAGGGUAUAUCUGUAGAAGCUUGGAAUAGAGCCCCUGACCCUCCAUCAAUGGAGCUAUUCUCUCAGGAUCCAGAUGUAGUUGUUGUGUCUGAAGAUCAAAUCACUAUUCCUGCAACAGAAAUUACUCCGCCUGCUGAUGUUCCUUCUGUAGUGAAGCUUGACGACACAUCUUCUGAGCAGCCUAAAGUUAUGGAGGGUACAACACCACCCAUACCAUCCAGGGAUGCUGAAGAUCACUUGGGCGAGAACGUGUCACCGCAACAUCCUACAAACACAGAUGUUUCAGUUAUUAAGAGAGCUAAACUUUUUGCUGCCGAUGGCAAACUAAGUCUGAUUGCUGGUAUUCCUUUAAAUGUGGGCUCAACUGUUGUUGUGGCUGAAAGAAGCCCUUCUCCUUCUGGUAUUCCUUGAGCUUAAAAUGUUCAUUUGCUGCAUUUUCAUUUUUUUGUUGCUACAUUAUGUAUACUGUUUUGGCUACUUUACAUAAUAAUUGUUGCUACAUUCCUUCUUUUUG